Diaporthe batatas is the source of this 1500-nucleotide messenger RNA. RefSeq lists its product as uncharacterized. Lineage: Eukaryota; Fungi; Ascomycota; Sordariomycetes; Diaporthales; Diaporthaceae. The record is from RefSeq and is a predicted model, not a curated record. The transcript is spliced from 2 exons. The coding region runs from base 136 to 1392 and encodes 418 amino acids.
GUCAUGGACCAUUUGCAUCGAGACAUCUGACGGCGGCAUUCCAAAUACACAGCAGUCGUCCCGCCAGGUCCGCUCCGACGCGUGGUCGUAUCAGAAGACCAGUCUUUUGUCAAGCAGUCAGGCCCUGGAUCAGUGAUGCCGAGGUCAAACGCCUUGGUCAACAAGACUGCCUAUCUUUUCCAUCGGACCGCCCCCGGUGGUGCUAUAUCAAGGCAGAGCACCGGCUCGUCUCAUGCCGGCACCUCCUGGUCGAUCAACGUUCAAGCACUCAGGACCCACAGGCAUCAGACCCGCCGUCUUCAACUUCACUCGACACCUAGCAACGCCCUUUAUAUUCUCAAGCAACAGCUCUCAUAUCGCCAGCAGCCAGCCUCGUCAGUUGAGCCAUCCGCAGCGAGGCACUACACAACAAGUCGAGGCCGCCCUCAAAGCCGCCCUGGUCCUCUCGGAACAGCCUUUCUUCUCUUCCCUGCGGUUGCAAUCGGCGCCGGCGUCCUCACCGGAUACAUCUCGCUCAGUCCAUUCUCAACAGCCACCAAGGCUUCAUCAUCCUCCGCCGCAGGCAUGUCGUCCAAACUGAUCCCAGCCAACCCGGCUGACGUUAUGGUCAUCCGGAAUAUCACGCCCAAUGUGGUUACAUUUUCAGUGCCCUUCAAGAGGUUCGGCACCAUCCCUGUUGGCGGCCGAGGCACGGUGGUAAAACUCACCUCUGGCGCGCUCGCCGUCUUCUCACCCGUCGCCAUGACGGACGAUGUCAAGGCCAAGCUGGCUGAGCUGGGAGGCACCGUCAAGUACAUCAUCGCGCCGGAUAUCGAGCACCACAUUUUCAUCACCGAGUGGCACCAGGCCUAUCCCGAGGCCAAGAUCAUAGGCCCCGAGGGGCUGCCCGAGAAGCGCGUGAAGCAGUCCGCGAACGACCCCAAGAUCGGCAAGGAGGAGUUUGCCGUCAUCUUCACGGCCAAGGACAAGCUCAACAUCAAGGUUGACGAGGAGUUUGACCGCGACUUCCAGUACGAGUAUGUCGACAGCCAUGCCAACAAGGAGCUGGUCUUCCUGUACAAGCCCGAGCGGGUCAUGAUCGAGGCCGAUCUCAUGUUCAACCUGCCUGCCGAUGAGCAGUACUCGAAAUGCCCCGAGAGCGAGAAGAAGGUCGGGUUCCCUGGCAAGCUGUUUGUGAACAUGCAGACGACCCAGGGCGAGGCAAAGGGCAUGAAGCGAUUCCUGUGGUAUGUCCUGAGCGCAAGGGACAGGAAUGGCUUCAACGAGAGCGUCAAGAGGAUCAACGAUUGGGACUUUGACACACUCAUCCCAUGCCAUGGAGAGACGCUGGUCGGCAACGGAAAGGAGACCUUCAGCCGGAUCUUCGAGUGGCACCUCACUGGCAAGAAAUAGGUGGGGGUUGAUGUUGGGUUGGGUUGUGUUGCCUCGGUUUUGCAGAUUAUGGAGCGAAGAAAGUUGAUACCUGUCCCGCAAUAAUACCUCUCUCUGUCUUUUGUGUUC